CGGGGGCUGGAGGUGGUGCCGCUGGUGCAGACCUUCGGGCACAUGGAGUUUGUGCUGAAGCACAAAGAGUUUGCUCAUCUCCGGGAGGUGAAGGUGUUUCCCAACGCCCUCAACCCACACAAGGAGGAGUCACGGGCACUGGUCAAAGCCAUGAUUGACCAGGUCAUGGCAUUGCAUGAAGACUUAAAAUGGUUUCACAUCGGAUGUGAUGAGGUCUACUACCUUGGUGAAGGAGAGGAGUCAAAGCAGUGGCUGCAGCAACAAGACAACACUCCAGAGAAGCUAUGCUUAUCCCACAUAAAAGCAGUUGCAAGUUGUGUGGCCUCGUCUUACCCCGCUGUGACGCCCGUCGUGUGGGAUGAUAUGCUCAGAGGGAUAAGUGAGGAAACGUUGGCAGAGUCUGGGCUUCCACAGCUUGUGCAGCCAAUGAUCUGGGACUACGCAGCAGACCUCGAUGUGGAGGGCAAAGUGCAUCUCAUAGAGAAGUAUCGUAGGUGUGGCUUCUCCAAGGUGUGGUUUGCUAGUGCUUUUAAAGGAGCUACAGGAGUGAAUCAGUCUCUAACGCUUAUUGGACACCACUUGAAAAACCAUCUUCAAUGGCUGAAAGUGGCAAGCAAUAGCCCCGCUGACGUCCUCGAAGGUAUCGCGCUGACCGGCUGGCAAAGGUAUGAUCACUUCUCUGUUUUGUGUGAGCUUCUCCCUGUGGCAAUUCCAUCAUUGGCUGUAUGUCUGCAGGCAUUAAAGAAUGGUGGCUAUUCUGAAAAGAUUAAAGAAAAUGUAGAAAAGCUCCUGGGAAUGUCCAACCUGGAAACGGAAACUUUCAUGAGCACAAGUCUGGGGACCUUUCCUGGGAGCAAUAUCCUUACGCUUGUGACGCAAGUUAGUUUCUACCUCAAGUCAUCAGUGGAUGAACUUCUUGAAAGGAACAGAUAUGUCACAGGCUGGUUCAGCCCCUACCACAGAAAAAGGAAGAUUAUUCAUCCUAUAAUAAUGCAUCACUUUCAGCCAGAUGCAGUAAGUCUUCUCUCCAAGUGGAAUGCCGUGGUGCAAGACCUCGAGGCAGCCAUGGAGCACGUUUUCCACAAGUGUACCGUAGAGGAGUGGAUGGAGGAGAAUGUCCAUCCCAGCCUACAGAAGCUGCAGCAAAUAGUGGAUGAUUUAGAUAAAGCAAUAAAAGCACAAAAUUAGGAGCAUUUCAAUUAAUGUGUCUGAUUC
Molecule: messenger RNA, 1215 nt
Organism: Phaethon lepturus (White-tailed tropicbird)
Lineage: Eukaryota; Metazoa; Chordata; Aves; Phaethontiformes; Phaethontidae
Gene: HEXD
Product: hexosaminidase (glycosyl hydrolase family 20, catalytic domain) containing
Exons: 10
Biological process (GO): carbohydrate metabolic process
Molecular function (GO): hexosaminidase activity
Source: RefSeq, a predicted model, not a curated record